Molecule: messenger RNA, 1391 nt
Organism: Mirounga angustirostris (Northern elephant seal)
Lineage: Eukaryota; Metazoa; Chordata; Mammalia; Carnivora; Phocidae
Exons: 5
Coding region: 1-1215 (404 amino acids)
Molecular function (GO): DNA binding
Source: RefSeq, a predicted model, not a curated record
AUGGCGGCCCCCAAGCAGCCCAGCCAGUCUGCAGGUGGGAAGGCCCCCAAGGCCAACCUGGGACUAUUAAAUGCCCCGGAGAAAGUGCCAGGUUGUGGCCUUGGACAGAGCCCUGGAAUCGCUGCCCCUCCCCUGCCGGAGGGCGGGCGCGCGGCCGGGAGACUCCCGGGCCCCCCGCCCUCGAGACCCAACGCCAGCCCAGGCCCGAGCAAGUGGCGCCGGCGGCGGAGAGCCAGGCUACAAGGCCACCGGCCCGUCACGCCAGCGGUCAAGAAGGAGCUCCCAGGCCGCGAAGACCUGGCCCUGGCUCUGGCCACCUUCCAUCCGACCCUGGCCGCACUGCCACUGCCGCCGCUCCCAGGCUACCCGACACCGCUGCCAGCCGCGGCCGCCCUGCCCCCGGCCGCCUCGCUGCCCGCCGCGACCGCUGGCUACGAGGCGCUGUGGGCUCCACCACUCCGCUCCCCGCGCGCCUACCUGAGCCUGCACGAGGCCGCCCCGCACCUCCACCUGCCCCGGGGCCCUCUGGCCCUCGAACGCGUCUCAGCCACUGCGGCCGCGGCCCCGGAUUUCCAGCCGCUGCUGGACAAGGGCGAGCGGGGCAUCGAGGUGGAGCGCGGCGCCCACCGCGCGCUGCUCUCCGUGCGCAAACUCUGCCGAGGCAGCAAGGGUCCGUCCAUCCGCCACCGCGGCGAGUGGCGCACACCCAACGAGUUCCAGUUCGUCAGCGGCCGAGAGACGGCCAAGGACUGGAAGCGCAGCAUCCGCCACAAAGGAAAAAGUCUGAAGACGCUUAUGUCCAAGGGGAUUCUGCAGGUGCACCCUCCGAUCUGCGACUGUCCGGGCUGUCGAAUAUCCUCCCCGGUGAACCGGGGGCGGCUGGCAGACAAGAGGACAGUUGCCCUGCCCACUGCACGGGUCCUAAAGAAGGAGCUGACCCCCAGCUUCUCGUCCCGUGAUGGUGACAGCGAUGGGAGUGGCCCAGCCUGUGGGCGGCAACCAGGCUUGAAACAGGAGGACACCCCACAUGUCCCUCUCAUGAGGAGAAGGCACUUUUACUGGGGGCCAGGCUCGGGGGAGGCACCCGGGCUCUGGUCGGGACAUCAAGACUGGUGUCUCCAGGUAGCUGAAGGCCAGGCCAGGGCGAGGACCCUUUGCCCUGGGGACAGGGCCCAGGUUGAGCUUGUCAUGUCUGCCGAAGCUGAAACAGCCUGAACCCCUGACGCCACAAGACCAUAGUGAGAACCUACCCUGCCCCCACUUGGAGGGAGGCGGUCGACGAGGUUCCAUGUGGGGAAGGAAGGAGGCUCUAGGAAGGGCCAGGGGCUCUCGGAGGAGGGCAGUCAGGGAGACCCAGCAAGGGAGGGCCUGAUACCACCACAGCCAGGCGG